Panicum virgatum (switchgrass) is the source of this 579-nucleotide messenger RNA. RefSeq lists its product as uncharacterized. The transcript is spliced from 4 exons. The record is from RefSeq and is a predicted model, not a curated record. The coding region runs from base 1 to 579 and encodes 192 amino acids. Lineage: Eukaryota; Viridiplantae; Streptophyta; Magnoliopsida; Poales; Poaceae.
AUGUUGAACGACCUGGCCAACUUCGAGGCCGCCGCCGUGGCCGCGCCGGCGGAGUACCGUAGGUUCACCUUCCGCGACCUGUACAUGCGCCGCACCUACCGGGGGCCAGGCGCCAACCAGGUCGUCGUCGUCAACCAGAGCGGUGGCGCCGCCGCAGGCAACUGCUACGGGCUUGGCGCCACGGUCGUCCACAACUGGGCGAUCUACGACGGGCCCGGGCCUGAGGCGAAGCUCGUGGCCCGCGCACGGGGUCUGCACAUCGACACCACCGGGGCUGGCCUCUUCUACAACACUUUCUGCUUGAUGUUCGAGCAUGGAAGGUUUAAGGGAUCCACACUUCAGGCAAUGGGUGUAGCACCAAACUUGGAUGACGAAUACUCAAUUGUUGGUGGAUCCGGAGAGUUUGCUCUCGCAAACGGCGUCGUCAACAGGGUAGUGUACAGUAGGGAGGGCAACACGGACAUCGACAGGCUUACCGUCAAAGGAUUCAUCCCGAUCAUGAGAGAUUUACAUUGGAUAGAUGAGACAGCAAUCCACCUAUUGAAGGACCUCAAACUUGUUCGUGACUUUGGGGUGUAA